AUUCCGUUUUUUGUGUUCUUGCGAAGAAGUCGCCGGUCGCUUUAACUGAGCAUUGCAAACAAAGUGAAUAGAAAUACAUAAAGUAAAUAGAAAGAUCAUGGAGUACAGCAAAUUGCCCCCGCAACCCCCACCGUAUUCUCAAGAGCAGUACGGUGCAGGACCAAGUGCUCCACCAACUGAACAGAUUCAUGCGCCGCUAGCGGCGCAGCCACCACGUCCCGAUGUGCACGUGGUACACACAAAUAACGUAGUCGUUGACAGCUCUGGCCUGACGACCUGUCCCCGUUGCAACAAACGGAUCUUGAUACGUAUGAAGCAUCAUGCUACAUGCGCAACAUACUGCUGGGCAGCAGUGCUCUGUGCCCUAUUCUGCUGGCCAUGCGUCUGCUUGCCCUGCUGCUGCGAGUGGGGCUACCAGACGAGCCCCGUCUGCCCCAAAUGCAAUGCUCGCUUCUAAAGCGAUGACGUCGGCGAGAAGAAACUCGGAGGCUCUCCGAUAGCUACAAGCAGAGCUCAGUAUCAUACAUAUAAGAAACGUCUUAUAUACAUAUUCCUUAUACGAUUCCGAAAAAGCUCACAUCAUCACAAAUCCAUACAUAUAUUUAUGUAUGUGUGUAUGUAUGUAUAAUAUAUACAUUCGACAAGAAUCAGAUUCCGACACUUGAAGCUUCGCUUCGUUCCAUUAGCAUAAACAAUAGCCAUAUCUGAAUUUAAUGUAAACAAACAAAUUACUGAAAUAUUUUACGUAUAAGCAACUGUUUACUUGAUAUACAUACAUAUGUAUAUUACUUUUGCUCAAUAAACCGACUAUUGAAAGUUGAAGUUAU
Molecule: messenger RNA, 827 nt
Organism: Drosophila arizonae
Lineage: Eukaryota; Metazoa; Arthropoda; Insecta; Diptera; Drosophilidae
Source: RefSeq, a predicted model, not a curated record